This is a messenger RNA of Ceratosolen solmsi marchali, 500 nucleotides long. RefSeq names its product thrombin inhibitor rhodniin-like. The transcript is spliced from 3 exons. Lineage: Eukaryota; Metazoa; Arthropoda; Insecta; Hymenoptera; Agaonidae. Gene Ontology annotation, molecular function: protein binding. The coding region runs from base 88 to 423 and encodes 111 amino acids. The record is from RefSeq and is a predicted model, not a curated record.
AUUCAUCAUUCUGUUUUGAAAUUUUGACAAGAGUUUAAUUUUUAUAUUAUUUAACUUUAAAAACUAAUUCAAGGUAAACUAAAUAAUAUGCGGUACAUCGUUGUCGUUAGUGUGGCUUUAGCAUGCCUGUUUUCGGUAGUCUCGGCGAAGCCUCCAUUACCUACCAAACCACAAAUUAACGUAGAUCCUGCAAAGUUAACAUUGCCUUUAACGUCAGCAACACGAUCACCAGAAUCGCUGUCAUUGAAAGUAUCCUUACAAGCAAAGUCAGAUGACCCAAAUGCUUGCCGAUGUUUCGUACCUGCUGUAUACUCGCCUGUCUGCGGGUCUGACAAUAAAGUUUAUGCAAACAAAUAUCUGUUAGAAUGUGAAAAUACGUGUUCCAAGAAAAAGUUACACGUUCGUCAUAAUGGAAAAUGCUAAAGAAAGGAUACGUAUCAUCAUGUAUAAUAAUAUAAUGUGGCCAAAUUCAAUAAAUGGAGACAUUUAAUAAAAUGUUA